Messenger RNA from Phaedon cochleariae (mustard beetle), 740 nucleotides. NCBI's taxonomy places the organism in Eukaryota, Metazoa, Arthropoda, Insecta, Coleoptera, Chrysomelidae. The record is from the annotation of a GenBank genome assembly.
AUGAAGACGAUAGUGUUUAUUGCUUGCAUUGUAACCCUUGUGGUUAACGUCACAGCAGAUAUCUCCAGGCAAGAGAGAAUUGACACACUCAAGAAAGUCCACGUCGAAUGUCAAGCUGACCCAGCCACCAAGGUAAAUGAAGAUUUGAUGGAAAAAUUCUUCAAAAACGAACCCGUCGAUGAAUCCUUGUUGGCUAAGCACGCCCUAUGCAUCAACGUCAAACUAGGAGUUCAAAAACCAAACGGUGAUGUCGAUAAAGAAGGUUUCAAGAAAUGGCUGGGCGGUAGUGAUAAUGGGGAGCAGCUAAUUGAAGAAUGUGGGAAUAAGAAGGGUAGCACCGCUGAAGAAUCUACACUUGCUCUGUACAAAUGUUUCAGGAAACAUAGAAAUGAACAUGGAGUUCAUCAUCAUCAUGAUUAAGUUAACUCUGUUAAAAAAAUAUGAAUAUAUCUGAUAUUCUAUAUCCACACAAACUUAUCGUUUUUUAUUUUAUUCCUUAUAUCCAAGAAAUACGAAGAAUUACAGGAUUGCAAAUUGAUAUCGGAGCAUUCUCAUAAAUAUUCAUAUUGCUGUUUAGGUAUAUUGCUUUUUCUGUGAAGGGAAAAAGUUUUAGAUUUCAUCUCUGUUGACAUCUUCUUCUAAUAGAUGUCGCUGUACUAGUUAUUUUCAUAAUGGGAAUAAAAACUCGAACGUAUUGAUAAGUUAUAUUUUUAUAUCAUAAUACAUCAUAUCAUUUUAUC